GUGCCAGAGGUGGUCUUGGACCAGCUCACAUACACCUUGGCCUGCGCGGCGGGAAGGCCUGCCGCCUCGCGCGACGCGCUGAGCCGCGUGCUGCAGCUCGUGGCUGGGCGCGGGGCCCGGCUGUGCCUGCGGGCGCGGGGAGCGCUGCCAGGACUGCUGCGGGACGUGCGGGCCGCCGCGGCGUGCGCGGUCGAGGACGGCCGUGCCGAGGAGGUGUGGCUGGUGCACGCGGGGAUCCUGCACUGCCUCGCCCUGGACGCCGGCGGCGCGGACGGCUUCCUGGUACAGGCGCUGCCGGACGUGCUCGAGGUCGCGGAGCGGCGGCCGCCGGAGGGGCGUGCCCCUGGCGGCGCUGGCGGCGCAGCCUCGCAGAGUGCCGCGGCGCCCCGCGAGCUGGGCCCCCUGGGCGCCGCCGCCGCGCCGGCGGGGGCGACCUCGGGCGGGCUGCUGAAGCGGAGGCGGUGCUUGGUGCAAGCGGUCGAGAGCGCCCCGCCUGGCGCGGUGCCUGCGGCGACCUGCUUGGUGAACCAACUCAUUCGUCUGCGGACGAGAGCGAGACAGCUCGUCGCCGCUCGGGCACAUCGGUGGCGCGCUGCCGCAGGUCGACAGCCGGACAGCGGCUCUCUUCGCCUUGAGGCAGUGCUUGCAGAGCCAGGGCCAUGGCGCGAGGCUGCGCAGCGGCGGCCCGCCGGGCGUCGCGCGCAGCCCCGGCGCCGAGCGGCAGGCUGGCCGAGGCGUGCGGAGUGCGGUGCCGCUUGCGAUCCGACUGCUGGUGGCGGAGAUGCCCGCGUGGGAGACGGGGGCUAA
This is a messenger RNA of Prorocentrum cordatum, 807 nucleotides long. The record is from the annotation of a GenBank genome assembly. Lineage: Eukaryota; Dinophyceae; Prorocentrales; Prorocentraceae.